Messenger RNA from Cajanus cajan (pigeon pea), 697 nucleotides. Lineage: Eukaryota; Viridiplantae; Streptophyta; Magnoliopsida; Fabales; Fabaceae. The record is from RefSeq and is a predicted model, not a curated record.
ACCAUAUAGGCUUUCCUUGAAUUCAAAGUACUCAAAGGCAGUUAUUUACCAUUUUGAAGCCUUCAUAAACCAGUCCUUCUACCAAGAUUUUGAGAACAGUGUGUUCCAAAAGAAUGGAAGCACAAAGUUCUUAGACCCUAGACAGGAUCGCCAAGCACAGUUCUCAUCAUUUGUUGCACUUAGGAAUUUGAGCUGGAACGAGGUGCUUAGAAAGGGUACCAAGUAUUACAGUGAAGAGUUCAGCAAGUUCUGUGAUCAGAAAAUGAGUUGCAUCAUCACUUCGCUGAAUUGGACAAGGCCUUGGCCUGAACAACUCCUUCAGGCUUUCUUUGUGGCAGCAAAGUGCAUAUGGUUGCUGCAUUUGCUGGCAUUUUCUUUCAACCCUCCAUUGGGAAUUUUAAGGGUUGAAGAGAAUAGAAGCUUUGAUCCUCACUACAUGGAAGAUUUGGUUACUGAUAGACAAAGGUCACAAGGUUCUAGCAGGGUUAAGAUCAUGGUGGUGCCAGGGUUCUAUGUUCAGGAUAGGAUAUUGAGGUGUAGAGUUAUUUGCAGGCACAAAUCUGCACCCUAAAGUAAAAUAACUUGGAAAUUGGUUUAAUUUUACUGUCCAUUUUAUUUAGAUUCUCUCUUAUUUAAGUUUGUAACUAUCCAAAUGCAUGCAGAAAUAAUGAAUAAUGGUUCAAAUUGGUUACAUCUA